UUCUUUGUGUUGGGUUUACAGCAUCUGCGGCGAGAUGGAGAAGGAGGUAGAGGAGGAGGAGGAGGAGGAGGAGGCGGAGGCGAGUAGAAAGAAGGGAGAACGCGGAUUAGGGGAGGGGGAAUGCGGGGCGCCGAGUAGCAAGAAGAGAGACCCCGAAUUGGAGUUGCGCAUGAAGCAGAAGGCGGCGGAGUGGCACAGGAAGGCGAGGGAGGAGACCCUGAAGGAGAUAGCCAAGGAGAUGGCCAAGUACCCCAACGAAGACUGGUCCGACACACCGGGCGUCAAGGCUCGCGAGUACCGCGAGGACUGGGAAUACCGUUGGUCCGCCAUCUUCGGUCCCUACGACACAAUCUCGCCUAUACCACCCAUGCGCUAUACACACCGUAAGGACGACUCUAUGCCGAGACAUAUUUCAGUCCGUCACACUCUGCAGAUCAUCUCGGUCAAAAUAAAGGGAAUAAGAGGGGGCUUACAGUGGCCGAUCAAUGUGUUUGGUCUCAUUGCUGCGCGCGACACGAUUGACCGCAACCGCAUUAUGAUCUUCAACCGCACCAGGGAUAACUGCCAAACAAUUACUAAAGAGGAUCGAUAUUUAUUACUGACAGGUCCUACGCGUGCUGUUGUGGUAUCUGACCCUGUGUAUUUUGAGGCCCCGCUGAAAGUGAAGGGCUCUGUCGAAUCUGAGGAUAAAGAUUUAAGCUUUUUAGCUGUCCCGCUCACCGGUGCUUCUGAUAGAGGUGAAACGCGCUUGGUUAAUAGAGAGUACACUAGCAGGCUUAGCACGCUGGAGUUGACAUUUGGCUUUGUUGUUGAGUCCUUGGAGGCCUCAAUCAGUGUGCGUAUCAUUGAUGGGUCAUGGAAAGAUGGUUUUCGUGGUGCAUUCACUGCCCAUACCCCCAGUCUAAAAGACAAUAAAGUCCUGCUGCUUGAUUCUGGAUAUUGUGAGAUGGUGCCUGUUACUGCUGAUCGCAUGAUCAAGCUUUCACGCCAUGUUGUUUCCGUGGAAGGUGAGGGAGACCUGACCGUUUCAGUGCUGGCACUUGGAACUGAUAAUGUGAUAGAAGAUGAGAAGGAUUUCACGCCUAAGGAAGCCGGUAUGAGCCAGAGCUCUCUUGACGUGGGCUUUUGUAAAUUGGAAGUAACUGUCAACUGGUCACUUCUUUCCUUGCUUCCUGAUGGCUAUACUUAAUUAAGUACAUUGCACAGUGAAUUUGUGGUGGAUGAACGGCGCCCCACUUUGUGCACGCGGAGCAAUGUGGACAUAUAAUGGAAUAAAAGGGGUGAUGCUAAUGAGAAAAUUUCUAGUUUAGAUGCCACUUACCGAAUCAGCUUGUCGACCACAUCUUUAUUAUUAUCUUUACACAACACAAACAUAUUAUCACUAGGAAUUUGGUGUUGUCCGUGUUACUAAUAAUAUAGUGUACUGUAAUAUACUGCAGUCUAGGACAAGUUGGUUUCUUGAUAAGCAUCUAGGACAAGUUCAGGUGAGCUUCUCGACCAGCUCUGUCACUAGGAAUGCUUGGCUGCUUGCAAUGAAACUUCUAUGCAUGUACCCAGAUAUGUGUUGAGGAAGUUGAUUGUUGAUUACUUUGGUUA
This is a messenger RNA of Oryza sativa Japonica Group (Japanese rice), 1596 nucleotides long. NCBI's taxonomy places the organism in Eukaryota, Viridiplantae, Streptophyta, Magnoliopsida, Poales, Poaceae. The record is from RefSeq and is a predicted model, not a curated record.